AUGCUAUCCGGAAUCCAAAAUGUACGGCAAACAGCCAUCCAGCUGCUCAACUUCGGGCUGGUCCUGAGCACUGCAUUUAUGAUGUGGAAAGGUCUCUCUGUCCUUACAAACUCCCCAAGCCCCAUAGUAGUCGUCCUCAGUGGCUCCAUGGAGCCCGCUUUUCAGCGCGGAGAUCUCCUCUUCCUCCGGAAUACGCAACCGACGCUGAACGUUGGAGAGAUUGUGGUGUAUCAGGUCAAGGAUAAGGAUAUUCCGAUUGUGCAUCGGGUGGUGAGGCAGUUUGGGGAGGGAUCUGAAGCCAAACUCCUCACGAAAGGCGACAACAAUAUCGCGGAUGAUACGGAACUCUAUGCGCGCGGACAGGAUUACCUCGAUCGGGACGAUGUCGUGGGAAGCGUGUUUGGGUAUAUUCCGUUUGUGGGGUAUGUGACGAUUCUUCUGUCGGAGCAUCCGUGGUUGAAGACGGUGAUGUUGGGGGUUAUGGGGUUGUUGGUGCUUUUGCAAAGGGAGUAA
Aspergillus luchuensis is the source of this 513-nucleotide messenger RNA. It is a transcript of the gene sec11, whose product is annotated as signal peptidase complex catalytic subunit SEC11. Bases 1 to 513 code for a protein of 170 amino acids. Lineage: Eukaryota; Fungi; Ascomycota; Eurotiomycetes; Eurotiales; Aspergillaceae. The record is from RefSeq and is a predicted model, not a curated record. The transcript is spliced from 3 exons. Gene Ontology annotation, cellular component: signal peptidase complex; membrane. Gene Ontology annotation, molecular function: serine-type endopeptidase activity.